Venturia canescens is the source of this 3838-nucleotide messenger RNA. Its product is annotated as beta-1,4-galactosyltransferase 1-like. The record is from RefSeq and is a predicted model, not a curated record. Gene Ontology annotation, cellular component: Golgi apparatus. The transcript has 2 exons. Lineage: Eukaryota; Metazoa; Arthropoda; Insecta; Hymenoptera; Ichneumonidae. Bases 307 to 1302 code for a protein of 331 amino acids. Gene Ontology annotation, biological process: carbohydrate metabolic process; glycosphingolipid biosynthetic process. Gene Ontology annotation, molecular function: galactosyltransferase activity; N-acetyl-beta-glucosaminyl-derivative 4-beta-N-acetylgalactosaminyltransferase activity.
AACCGGCAAACUCGUAUAUCAGCUGUCCGUCGUCUGCAAAGCAACAAUAAUAUUCGCGUCAACCACUGUAUCCCGAGAAUUUUGUGUAUUCAAGAGCAAGAGAUUUUUCAGUGUGAAUAGCGAAUAAAUAAAAUAACGGAUUAAAAGUAAUUGGGACAGAAGUGAAAUGUAAAAAAACGCGUGCGUUAAAUGCCAGCCAGCAAGAUUUGUUUUAAUAAAAAAAAAACGAAAUUUUGACUCUUUUCUGUGAAAAGUAAUCGGUAUAAAAUCACAAAAUUCAAUCUUAGUUUUCACAAAUCGCAUAAAAUGUCGAGAAACGCUUCAAAUUUUUUGAAAAUGUUUGUCGCAUUUUUGUACACUUAUGCCCGUGGUUUGACGUAUACGGUGACAGGUAUAACAGUGUUGUAUUAUUGUCUCGAUCCCGGACGUUUCGCCUCACACUACAGUUUUAUAAAAACUGAGGAUAUUUACGAAGAAUUGGAACAUUCUUAUUCACCAAAAGACAACUCUUGUGCCAUAGCUGUGCCGGGAAGAAGAAUCGGAGAUUUGUUAUAUCCGGAUGAGAGUCCUCACGAAGAUCCAGUCGCUAUGGCAAGACGAUUGGGAAUUUUGCCAGGCGGCCAAUGGAAACCGCUCAACUGUCAUCCUCUCUUUAACGUCGCUAUUAUUUUGCCUUAUCGUAAUAGACACGCUCAAUUGACCAUAUUCAUGAAUUACAUUCAUCCAUUUCUUCAAGCUCAGAAUCUUGACUAUCGUAUAUUUGUCAUUGAACAAAGUCCCGUCAGAGAAUUCAAUAGAGCCAAAUUAUUCAACGUUGGUUAUGCAGAAGCCAAUAAAAUAAAUGAUUUUCAUUGUUUCAUCUUUCAAGACAUAGAUCUCAUUCCUCAAAAUCCUGACAAUAUCUAUGCCUGUACCAAAAUGCCAAGACACAUGAGUUCCAGCGUCAAUACCUUCAGAUACAAUUUGCCCUAUACCGGCCUCUUUGGCGGUGCCAUAGCGCUUACUAAAAAACAAUUUGAAACUGCUAAUGGCUUUUCCAAUGUCUUCUACGGCUGGGGUGGAGAGGACGACGACUUUUAUAGCCGUCUACAAGCUCGUGGACUCAAAGUAACGCGUUUCGGGCCGACUAUUGCUCAAUACUAUAUGUUAAGGCACAAGAAAGAAAAGCCGAGCAGCACACGUUUUUCCAAAUUGGAAAUUGCAGCGAGAAGAUACUACACCGAUGGACUAAACAAUUUAGAGUACAAAGUAUUGAAUCACCAGUUACGCCCGCUUUAUUCGUGGAUAUUAGCAGACGUGUGAAGAAAAAUAUUUCAAAAACGUCGAAUUAAAACACGAACGAAAAGUUUUGUGCGUACGUGCGCUUCAGACACGUAGGCAACCAUUCCUAAGUCAAUAACUGUAUUUUAUUAUUAUUAAUCGAGCCGCUACCGCGUCUCUUGAUUAUUAUUAUUGCUAUUGCUAUUUACUUACAAACACUAUCGUUCGCAAUCUCUGUGUGUAUAUUAUAAUUAUUAUACACAUGGAAUUUCAAGCUAAAUCUAAGAUAAACGAAUAUUCCAACGUUUGAGAUUGAAUAUUCGCUAGCUCAUUAUAGUUGCGCCGCGCACUCGCAUAUGUAUCGUUGAUUUUUUAUAGGCAGCUGGGCCUGUGCCUGAAAAGAGAUGUAUAAAAAUCAACUCAUACCCUCUGAAUGAUUCAGUCAAUAGGAUCAUUUCUCCAAAACAUCAUUAUGAAAUCCGAGUCAAUCGCAGUCGUGUUCUCUAGAAAAUUUACAUUUUUUUUCAUUUCUUCGUUAUUUUAUUAAGAAUCAUUAAGUACAAUUGAUAAUUAUCUCAAGUUCAAUAAUAAUUUUAGCAUAAGGAAGAUGUGAUCGUAAUCACUCACUAAUACGUGUAUCGCAUAUAUGAAUUUGCGAUACUUGUUUCUGUCGAUCGAUCGAACUUUGGGAACUGCUGGCCUAAAUACUCGUAAUUCCAAGUUCCUCAGUUCUGUCCUCUUAUUUGUUGAUGUGAAAGCAUUAAAAUUCAAUUUUCACUGGAAUUCAAUGUUCUUUAAAUUUACCAAAAAAAAUAGCAUCCCCGUGAUUUAGUCAAUAUAUAGGACGAAAGCGUUGAGAUAAUGUAACAAAUUUUCAAUCAACGAACCGGAUCUUCAGUUGCGCGCUCAAAUCGUGAGGGUCUGUACCUCAGGGAUUAAACGUUUGUACGGCAGCUGAAGGACCAUCAAUGACUAAUAACGUCUGUUGAAAAAUGCAUAUCCGUUAUUGACUGAUGUGUAUAUGUAUAUACAUCAAUUUCGUGAAAGAAAAAAUUGUGGAUUUUUAUACACGCACCAAGACCAGAAUGUAUUAGAUGUUCCUGUGAAACCAGAGUGUGUUCCAGAGGGCAAGGUUGUGAUUUUUCAAUAUCCCAUUUAUUUUUUAAGUCAGUGUAUGUAUAAAUGCGUAAUGAGAACUACAUAUAAAUUAGGUUGUAAACAUUGUUCAAUUAUUGUUAUACUUAUCGCGAUACUCACCGAAGCUUAAUUUAUUUUAGCUCGCACGAUAUACGCAUGCAGCAAUUUUACUUGGCUUUUUCGCAGGCAUCGGAAACUCUAUUAAAGGCAACGUCUCGAAUAAAUAUUAAGAGCUAAGCAAAUAAAAGAUAAAAUCCAUGGUAAACCGCUUUCACACUUCAAAUUCCAUGAUUUUUAAUUCUCAAAUUAUCAUGUAUCGUGACAAUGCGUGAACUGUACGAUUCAAAAUGAUUUCUUAUCAACUCUUACAAAAAUCAAAAUUCACGAGCAGAGACUUUCUUAUAUGGUUGUUUCGAUUUGUGAUUUUCUUCGAAUUACAAAUAUCAUUAGCUCGCUACCGACGAAAAUACAUGAUACCUCGCUGUUUUUUUUUUUUUUUUUUUUUAACAAUAUCAUACGAAACUACGUUACGAUGCCACGACGCAAUUAUGAGGAAAACUCGUUGUUUCGAAAGAGAGGGAAUAGACUUUUUGUACGAAUAAUGUUUACUUCAUUUCAUGUUUAAUUCAGAUAUUAAAAGUGUACUCGUAACAAUGGCGAUCUAAUUUGUCUGUAGCAGCCGCUUGAUCGUAUUUUAUUUAUUUAUCAAAUGGUUGCCUAAAAUUAUAUGCUGAAGCAACGUAAGCUGUUACAUAAUUGUGGAAAUGACGACAAAAACCUAUUUUUCGGCAUCUCGUUCCGAAGCUUUCGAUGUCUCAAAAUGAUUUUGACGCUUUAAAUACAAAACGGACCGCGGUCAAACGUCAAAUUUCUUGAUCAAUAGUGGCGUCGCAUCAAGAAAUCUCUGAACGAUCAUUCAAAGCUAGUUAUAGUAGUAUCAACAAGUCGUAAGGUUUUGUACGAGCCGUGCGCGGAACAUGCAUGUUUUUUCAUCUGUACUUUCUUUUUUUAAAAUCCUCUAAUACGCGAAUCCCAUAAUGAUGAUUUUCCUCUCGUUUCAUAGAAAAAAGAAAACAAAAAAUCACAUUGAAAAUCACCUCCUCUCCCCAAUUAAAAUCUGUCUCGACUUCUCAUUUUACCAACGAUACGCGUUAUGCGUCUAAAAGUGCGUAUCAAACGAAAGCAAAUUAUUAUUAAUAAUAAUAAUAAUAAUAAUAAAGAAAGAAAAUAAUAAUAAUAAUAAUAAUAAUAAUGAUAAUUAUUGUUGUCACAGUGAUGACAUACGUAUAAUAUUAAUCACUAUGCAUAUUGUGUAUAUUUAAUGAGGAUGUUUCGUGUAAAAUUGUAUGCUGUUAAGAAGAGGAAGAAAAUAAUUACGAAUUUUGUAAAAGACGGUUCGUUGGUGUUAAUCGACGGAUACAAUAAAUAUUAUCUAUAUCGA